Molecule: messenger RNA, 3449 nt
Organism: Mercenaria mercenaria
Lineage: Eukaryota; Metazoa; Mollusca; Bivalvia; Venerida; Veneridae
Product: toll-like receptor 6
Exons: 2
Coding region: 568-2880 (770 amino acids)
Biological process (GO): immune response; toll-like receptor signaling pathway
Cellular component (GO): membrane
Molecular function (GO): protein binding; transmembrane signaling receptor activity
Source: RefSeq, a predicted model, not a curated record
GUUCCCCUUUUCGGAAACAAACAAAAUAUACUUUGCUGCUUAUUUUUGAUUGCGCUCGCCCACUCCAUUGAAAAACAUCCUUAAAAUAUCCUUUCAAUUUUCGGAAGUUUUUUUUUUCAAAUAGAUUUGUCAUUUUGUAUAAUUACGUUAAUGUAACAGGAAACAUACAAAACUUUGAUAAAAUUUCGUGUGACAAGUCGUGCAUAAACUGAAUUAAUAAUAUCGCAAAUUGUUAACAAUUUAAGAAAACUUCCAUAUACUGCAUAAAAUCUUUAUUUUUUGGCGCCAAUUUCAAAAGCCUAAAACUAUCUUUAUUGUAUUAUUUAGCGUUAGUUUGUAUCUCUUAGGAAGCCUCAAUUUUGUAUCUUUAAAUGUUGGUUGUAUCAUUUAGCGUCAGUUUUGAAUAAUUACACUUCAGAUGUAUCUUUUAGCAAAAUUGUAUCAUUUAGCGUUCACACACCCUCUUUCUUUGUUUACAUUUCCCGUGUAGUUCCGGCCUUUGAAGUGUCAGUGGCUUGUUUUUCAACUCACCUCCAACAAAGAGAGGGAGCCAGUGUUUGAAGACCGAUGCUUAUGAAGUUCGUCAUUAUUCCAAAUAAAGAAAAUAACAUGCAGCAACAGAUGAAAAUGAGAUCUAUUACAUAUACAAUGAUCACUGCGUUUGCUGUAAUAUUUGUCUUCUGUUUAAAUUUGACAAAUCAGACAUGUAUACCUUCAGAUAAAGACACAGUUACUGUAGUCUGCGACAACAUUGUUCCAGUUAUUUUACCUUCUAAUAUAACACAAGUGUAUAUACAUAUAUAUUCACUUGAUAUACACUUCAGUGGCAGAUCUUUUUCUCACAAAAGCUGGCAAACUGUAGCUGCUUUAGAUAUAAACGCACGCUAUAAAAAUGAGUAUGGGGGAAUCACGGUAACCUUUGGAAGUAUGUGCUUUAGUAAGUUAUAUGCCUUAAAAGAACUACGAAUACAAGGCGUGGAGAUUAAUGGGUUUCACUUGUACUCGUUCCACAAACUUGAACACCUCCAAAAACUUCGGUUUUUUGAGUGCAGCUAUCUGAAUAUAAACAGCGUAAUUGCAGCUCUUUCUCAUGCCAAUAUUACAGUAGAUAUUUUGGUGUUAGAAGACGUAUCCAGUGCUAAUACAGACAAACUAAGUAUAAAUGAAAAUUUCUAUGACCUUCUUCAAAAAAUGAAAGUUACCAGUUUGUCUCUACGGAAAACAAUCUUCAAAAUCAACCAAUUCCAACCCCGACAGAUGAAAACGUCAGGACUUACGACCCUUGAUGUAUCCCAGACAACAUAUAUGUUUCCCAACCAUGUUGAUUUACUUACACUUCAUAACAUAUUUACUUCCUUUUUUCAAGGUCUCAAAACAUUGAAUAUAUCUGCUAUUCCGGUGCAAUUUUUCCUGCCAGACAAAGAUUUUCUGAAUAAUAGGAUCAUAAGAAAAUGUGAUGAGUUACGUCAAGGGUUCAUACAAUUUUUUCUUCUAAGACUUAAGAACCUGUAUUCAAAUACACUGUUUCGAAGCCCAGUCAUAAUGAAUAAUACCAUACUGAAUAUCUCAGAUUGUCAUUUCAAUCUAAAAAAGUGGCAAUUUAAAGAGAACAAUGUUCAGUACUUUAAUAUAUCAAUUAUUCUCCCACAGAAUAAUGCACUUACAGAGGUGGAUUUAUCUAAUAAUGAAAUGGAGUAUAUAUCCCCUUUAGCUCUACAAAAUGCGCAUGCGCUUGAAAUCUUAAAACUGACAUCAAACAAACUAUUUCAGAUGGAAAGCUUACCUGAUUUUAAGGAUUUACUUUUGAGUAACACCGCUUUAAAGCACGUUUGCCUUGCCGAAAACAAAAUCUCAAAUAUGCCACGUGAUAUUUUUAGAAACAAUGCUGCGCUAGAGAUAAUUGAUCUAGCAGAUAAUCAUUUAAAGUCAGUAACGUUUACUUUGACACAUUUAGAAAGGCUAAAGUCUCUGAAUAUUGCCAGAAAUCGUAUAAAAUUCAUAGAAGAUAAACCCUUAACAGACAUUCAGUUGUUAUUUAAAACACGUGCUUCCGCCGGAAGUAACCAAACAACUAUCAUUGAAAUGUCUGGAAACCCUUUCGAAUGUAGUUGUGAUAGUGUUCGGUUUAUGGAAUGGGUAAUUUUCUUGAAACAAUACACUAAAAGAACAUAUCGCUGUUCUAUGGAAAGCGAAGAAGCAGAAAUCAAUAAGGAUUCUCUGCGGAAUUCAAAAAUUUGGUUAUGUUAUCGAGAUGUUAUUAUACCAGGUGCAUCGACUGGAGGUCUUAUACUUCUUGCAGGAAUUAUCAUUUUGAUUAUAUGUAUAUGUAGGAGAAAGAGAAAACAAAAACAGAAAUUCGAGCGAAAACGCUUUCUGAAGGACUUUAAAAAGGGUAUAUUGAAAGAACAAUAUUUGUGUCAGAUAUCGUAUUCAAGUGAAGACGACGCAUGUUUUCUGAAUACUAUUUACCCUAAAUUGAAUACAACUUUCGAAGAGAUACUACGUUGUAAAAGGGAAGUAAUUUGUUAUGGAGAUAACAACUUCUGUCUGGGGCGUUCGAUUAUUGACGAAAUUUUACGAUGUAUUUCCGAGUCCUGCGUCAUUAUAUUUGUGAUUUCUAAAUCUUUCUGUGCAAGUCAUUGGUGUGAAAUGGAAUUAAAAGAAGCUCAUGAAAUGGGAAAACCAAUUAUUCUGCUCUUCAAAGAGGAGGUUAAUCCAGACCUUAUGUCGAGAUUGUUACGCACUCUUUUCAAUAGACUAACAAGAGCAAAGCUUGUAGAAAAGGACGGACUAUAUGAACUUAUUCCAGACUGGCAAAGUCUUGGGAAAUCUGUCAUAGAAUUAGCUGCCAAAAACUAUGAAGUAGAACAAUCAAUUUAACAACGGUGUCGGCUAUCAACUUGCAGCAUCUAUAUUUAUACUCCAUUACUGACAAUAUUCUAUGGUUACUGAAUGAUGAGCAUCUUGCAGAAAGUUGGAUCACCGAUAAGAUUUACCUUGUUUUUAUAAAAUAUACACAUUACAGUAUUACAAGAUAUGUAAAACGUAGCUGAUAAAUUAUAUAAUAAGAAAAAGGUUCUAAGUCUUCCAAUAUGUCUUAACACAGACACAUGACAAAUGAUGAAAAGGUAAAUAUUACUGACUUGUAGGCGGAGACAAAAACACUUAUGGACCUUCAGCAGUGGCGUUAUGACGUUAUAACUAUGCCACCAGUUAAGUUUGAUUCCCGGGUUUAGCAAAUUCAGUAGAAAAUGAAAAUGCGAAAGUAUAGUGUCUAAUAGAAUUAAUUUGUUCAUAAUACAUUAUUUUGAUUACUGUCUUUUACUUCACUGUCUAUGAUAAGAUGAAUUUUCACAUUACAAAAUAUGUAUUAUUUCGUUGGACCAUAAUUAUGUUAGACUGGCUAUAGUCAAAUAUGUUAUCAUCUUUAAAUAAAGCUAUUAUUAUUA